AUGACUCACUACGUGCCUUUAAUUCCUGAAAAGAAAGCAACAUGUAACGAUGUCCGACCGCUCCUUCGCGAAGUGUUUCGUGAUAUUCAUCCUGCGCCAGUACUCGCUGAACAGCUCCAACGUGAACAAAACCUUAAGGAUGAUAAAGUGGUCGACGCUCAAGUUGACCAGUGGAUCCAACAACAUGCACUGGAAAGUGAAGAAAUAAAAAAUCGUGAAGAGCAACUUCAGCGUGAAUAUGCCAAGCGACUAGCUCUAGAAUCACCAACUGCUGAACUUUCUUCGGAGGCUGCUGGCUGUGAUUCCGAGUGGAAAAAACAACUUGGCAUCAUACGUAUAGAGGAUUUAAAACCAAGCCUUGAGAAAUAUAACGAACGCAAGUGCCAUUUUCACUGUUAUUUUAAACUUAAACUGAACUAA
Parnassius mnemosyne (clouded apollo) is the source of this 420-nucleotide messenger RNA. NCBI's taxonomy places the organism in Eukaryota, Metazoa, Arthropoda, Insecta, Lepidoptera, Papilionidae. The record is from the annotation of a GenBank genome assembly.